Messenger RNA from Xiphias gladius (swordfish), 2061 nucleotides. It is a transcript of the gene mep1a.1, whose product is annotated as meprin A, alpha (PABA peptide hydrolase), tandem duplicate 1. The record is from RefSeq and is a predicted model, not a curated record. The coding region runs from base 18 to 1832 and encodes 604 amino acids. Gene Ontology annotation, biological process: proteolysis. Gene Ontology annotation, cellular component: membrane. The transcript is spliced from 14 exons. NCBI's taxonomy places the organism in Eukaryota, Metazoa, Chordata, Actinopteri, Istiophoriformes, Xiphiidae. Gene Ontology annotation, molecular function: metalloendopeptidase activity; protein binding; zinc ion binding.
ACUUUGUGACAUUCAGCAUGAUGAUGGAGAGAGUGCUAUUAUUGUUUGAACUAGUGGCUCUAGCUACUUCAUACACUAUACCAAUUUCCCCUUUGGUGCAUGAGGUAUAUGAGAAUAGUGAGGAUGAGAACCCCAUCCUAAACCUUGGUUCAGAUGCCAACCUGUUUGAAGGGGACAUUUUAGUUCCAGAUGGAAGGAAUGCCCUGAUUGACAAAAGAUACAGAUGGACAUUUCCAAUUCCUUAUAUUCUGGGUGAUGACUUAGAUCUGAAUGCCAAGGGCUGUGUCCACCAGGCUUUUGAAAUGUAUCGGCUUAAGUCUUGUAUCGACUUCAAGCCUUAUGAAGGGGAGAAGACCUUUAUCAAGUUUGAAAAGAGAGGGGGGUGCUUCUCCAGCGUUGGUGACCAGCAGACUGGUCAGAUUUUAUCUUUGGGGUCAGGCUGUGACCACAAGGCAGUGAUUGAACAUGAGCUACUCCAUGCGCUGGGAUUUUACCAUGAACAGUCCCGCACAGACAGGGAUGACUAUGUUGACAUCUGGCUAGAUCAGGUUACACCAGGAUUUGAACACAACUUCAACACAUACAAUGAUGACUACAUAACUGAUCAAAACACAGCGUACGACUAUGAGUCCAUCAUGCAUUACAGGCCCUUCUCCUUCAAUAAGAAUGAAUCCAUUCCCACCAUCACCACAAAAAUCCCAGAGUUCUACAACAUCAUUGGCCAGUACCUCGACUUCAGCAAGAUGGACACCCUCAGGCUCAACCGGAUGUACAACUGUUCUGGCCCUCUCACUCUGCUGGACCAGUGUGCUUUUGAGUAUGCCAGCCUCUGUGGGAUGAUCCAGGCCUCCUCUGAUGAUGCUGACUGGGUUUAUACCAAGAGCAGAGUUGGUGCAGAGGAUCACACACUCUUGGGAAAAUGGGGAGAGACUGGGCACUACAUGCACUUCAGCACAAUGACCGGGAAGCCUCAGGAGUCUGCUCUGCUGGAAUCCCGAUCCCUCUAUCCCAAGAGGAAACUUCAGUGUCUGCAGUUCUUUUACAAGAUGACUGGAAACCCCAAGGACAGGCUGGUGAUCUGGCUCAUGAUGGAUGAUGGGACAGGCACCAUUCGUAGAAUGAAGAAAAUACACACCUUUUAUGCGGAUUCUGACCACAAUUGGAAAAUUGGCCAUGUCCCAUUGAAGGUAGGGGUGAAAUUCCGUUAUGCUUUCCAAGCUGUGCGCGGUGACCCCUCUGCGUCCGCUGGUGGCAUCUACAUCGACGACAUCAGCCUGACUGAGACGCGGUGCCCCAAUGCCGUGUGGAGAAUCCGGAACUUCACAAAUAUCAUGGAAACAGCUGACAUCAACACAGUAAUUGACAGCCCUCGCUUCUACAGCCCUGAAGGCUAUGGUUACGGUGUCCGCAUGAUGCCUUUGUCGAGUUACACUGAUUACACAGGAAACUACACUGGGCUGUACUUCCACCUGGCCAGUGGGGAGAAUGACGCAGUGAUGCAGUGGCCAGCGAUAAAUAGACAGGCCACCUUGGUAGUGAUGGACCAAGACCCCGACAUUAAGCUGAGGAUGUCCUCCGCUCGCAGCCUCACUACUGAUAUGAUGACUACAUCAGAUGGAAAGUUUUUUUGGGACAAUCCCUCUAAGGUCGGGAAGUAUGACCCUUACUGUGGUUGCUACAGAAGUGCAUCAUGGGGCUGGCGUAAUUUUAUCAAGCACUUUGACCUGCGACGGCGUAAUUACCUCAAGAACGAUGACCUCAUCAUCUUUAUUGACUUUGAGGACAUAACAGCACUGAUCAAAACAGAAGUUCCCAUUAAGCCAAAAGAGUAAGGUCAGGCAUGCUUUUAUAUGAUGAGGAACUGGAGAUGCAAUAUUUGUAGCUGGGAUGAGAAGACAAACCUGUGAAGAUGAAGAAAGGAUAGAAGAUACUUCAGUGACACAGUAUAAGAAUUAUACUCAUAUAAAAAGUAAAAGUUAUAUUUGGUAUAUAAUCUGUAUGUAAAAGUUAAAAUAUAUGCCUAACAACCAAGUUCUCUCUCAUUGAACUGUUGUCUUAAUA